ACGCAUGCGAUAAUGAGUUGGCAGCCCACAAAAUCUCAAGCAAUAUUUAGCAGCCGUGCAAUGUAUUUUUAUGUGAUUUUACUAACAAUCAAUUUACGCUAGUUAUGUUUGCAAAAUGUUAUUUGUUCUGAUAGCGAUUGCCAUUCUGAGCGGAUGCAUAGCCACGUCUACAAUCCACAUGCCCGUCACCACACAGGACAUCAUUGCCGGUGACGUGUUCUUCGAAAUCAUUUCGCCGCAAGAUCUGGAAUACACUUACCGACUGCGGCCGGCAAAGGACUUUGGUGUCUCAUUCAGCCAGAAACUGGAAGGUGUACCCCUGGUACUGGCGGAUCCUUCCGAGGCUUGCCAACCGCUUCGCAAUGGGAGAGAGAUGCAUGGCAGCAUUGCCCUUAUGGAUAGGGGCGAGUGCUCGUUCCUUACCAAAACACUGCAUGCCGAGGCCGCCGGCGCAAUCGGUGCCAUUAUCACCGAAUAUAAUUCGAAAUCGCCAGAAUUCGAGCUAUACAUUGAGAUGAUUCACGAUAAGACGAACCGUGACACCAAGAUUCCAGCUGGCUUUUUGCUGGGAAAGAACGGCAUGAAUAUACGCAAAACGCUGCUCCGCCUGAAGCGCCUCCAUGCGCUGAUCAAUAUACCUGUCAACCUGACCUUCACCCCGCCAUCCAAAAUCAAUCAUCCGCCCUGGCUGGGCUGGUGAGUCCGAAAUGUGCGUGUGGGCGUCUGCGAAAACUACAAUUGAAACUGAGAUAAAAAUAAAACAAAAGCAAAUCUGAAACCAAAGUGCAUACUUAGUCAGUCAAGAUAUAUAUUAUACGCGUAAGCUAAUUAGCUGGGCUGCAAUUCAAUAGAAUUUAUUCUUUAAACCAUUUCGAACUUUGCUCUGGAAUAACCACAAGCAUUGCAGCACAACUCUUAGUUUAUUUAGUGAAUGAAUAAAAUAAAAUAAUGUUUAGUUGAAUUUACCUGACUAUAAUUAAAACUUGUAUUGUACAGAAGUUC
Molecule: messenger RNA, 1002 nt
Organism: Drosophila mojavensis
Lineage: Eukaryota; Metazoa; Arthropoda; Insecta; Diptera; Drosophilidae
Product: PRADC1-like protein
Exons: 2
Coding region: 116-700 (194 amino acids)
Source: RefSeq, a predicted model, not a curated record